AACACAACAUCCACAUCCACAUCCAUAUCAACAUGGUCGUUCAGCGCGUCAAGCAGAAGCAGAUCUCUUUUGGCUGUAAGUUCAUAUUCUUGGCUAUGGACCAUCACCAUCACCCUCACUGCUCCACUCACUAAGCAGGAGCACUCACCCGCGGGCAACUGCAGACUGCGAUACGGUCAGUGGCGAACGCGUCUAUCCUCCCCCUCCUCCCUCCGACGCUGCAGCCAUGGCCGACGACGACCUGCUUCCUGAACAGCGGCCACCCGAGCAAGCGACCGUGUAUACACCAGACUCGGACGGCGACAUGGACGACUGCUACAUCAACACCACCGUCUGGCCACCGCUGGCUCAGGCCACCGCCGUCGCCAAGAACCAAGAUGGAGUCACCUUUACGGUACUCCUGGAGCAUACCUCAUCGACGACUUCCAUUGCGGAGACGCCAGAAAUCAGCGUCUGGCACAACCACGGCGGCGAGCAUGACUGGGCGGAACUCCCACUCACUCUGUCCCCGGCGUUCGAUCAUGCAUUCUUCGCCCGGGGCCCCACAGACGAGCAUCUGACCAAGAAGUGGUACACCGGACAUCUCUCGGGCAAUCCGAAGCACGGUCAAGCGGUGUCGUUUACUGUCAAGUACCGUUUGAAUGACAAUUUUGACUGGAAAUGGAUGAAAGACGUGGCCGGCGUGAGUGAUGGUCAACUCGUCUACCAGACCACAGACUUCGAAAAACACUCCGCCUAUGACCUCAGACACUGGUUCAAGGGCAUCAGCGACGAUAUCAAGGUCCAGAGUGAACGGCCAGAUACAGACAAUACUUUCCUCUACUCCCUCGCAGCACCAGUGGUGCCGGCGAACAAGCAAGACUCUGGAUAUCAGCAUCACCUGCUGGGUGUUCCCGACCGCAGCACCACAUGGUUUGGGCUGGUCCGCUUGUGGUCUCCCUGGCUGGCUCCUCGACAAGGCAGAGGCAAGUUUGAGGUAGACAAGGAUGCUGUGGAGUUGUCAUUCUUGCGAGAGGAUGGCUUGCAUGUGGUUGUGCUGGGCGUCAGUGGCGUCGAUGAUGUGGUCACCACCUUCAUCAAUGACCACGCUGGCAGCAUCAUCAUCAAAGCCCGCAACGACAGCACAGAAGCUCAAUCGAGCCGUGUGCUGGUUGCUGUAGCAGACAGUUUCGAAGUGGCCAAUGCAGCUGUGUGGUAUCAUGCGCGCAAGAUCGUUCAAUCGUAUGGUGUUGCUGGCGACGCAAAUGUUGAAAUCCAGAGACUAAUGGAGACUGUCCAACCGAGCGAUAAUGCCAAUCCGGAGUGGUUCGAGGAAUGGUACGAUGGCUUCACCUUCUGUACCUGGAAUGCACUCGGACAGAACCUCACGGCUCAGAAGAUUCAUGAUGCGCUCGACGAUCUUGCCAAAGAGAACAUCAAUAUCACCAACCUGAUCAUUGACGACAAUUGGCAAUCUCUUGGCAAGGGCGACUCACAAUUCACUCGCGGCUGGACGGCUUUCGAAGCCAACAAGGAAGGCUUCCCGGAUGGCAUGAAGUCCACUACCGCUGCGAUCCGCACACGCCAUCCCAAUAUCAAGCACAUCGCCGUAUGGCAUGCCAUCCUCGGCUAUUGGGGAGGCAUUGAUCCCGAAGGCGAGAUCGCCAAGAAUUACAAAACCAUCAAGGUAGAAAAGGAACCCGGCGUAGCAGGCGGUACUUUCACAGUCGUCGCCGCCGAAGACGCUAAACGGAUGUACGAAGACUUCUACAGCUUCCUCUCCUCUGCGGGCGUCGACAGCGUCAAGACCGACGCUCAAUUCUUCCUCGAUCUCCUCUUCCACGCUCCAGAUCGUCGUAAUUUGAUUCAGACAUAUCAAGACGCCUGGACAGUCGCCCAUCUCCGUCACCUGAGCAGUCGAGCUAUCUCUUGCAUGUCACAGAACCCCCAAAACCUCUUCCAUUCGCAGUUGCCUACGAACAAGCCUCGCCUGCUCGUUCGGAAUAGUGAUGACUUCUUCCCCGAAGUCGAAGCUUCUCAUCCUUGGCAUGUAUUUUGCAAUGCACACAAUGCUUUGUUGACUCAACAUCUCAACGUUUUACCUGAUUGGGAUAUGUUUCAAACGUCGCAUGAGUGGGCUGGGUUUCAUGCCGCCGCAAGGUGUGUUUCUGGAGGGCCAAUCUACUUUACGGACUAUCCUGGAAAGCACGAUAUUGAAUUGAUCAAGCAGAUGACAGCCCAGACUCCUAGGGACAAGACGAUCAUCCUGAGACCGCAGAAUAUCGGGAGAGCGCUGAAUCCUUACAAUUCAUAUAAAGACUUCGCGCUAUUAAAGAUUGGGACGUAUUACGGGUAUGCAAGGACAGGGAGCGGGAUCGUGGGAGUGUUCAAUGUGUCUGGCAAAGGCUUGAGCGAAUUUGUGAGGCUAAAAGAGUUCCCCGGGACUGAUUCUGCGGACGAGAACGAGGCGGAGUUCGUCAUUGGAGCUUUCACCAAUGCAAGGUUCAGCGAGCCGAUGAAGUUGAGCGAUGCUUCUGCGAUGGCUGGAGUGGAAUUGCAGGUGGGUGGAUGGGAGAUUCUCACAAGUUAUGCCUUGAGAAGUUUUGAUUUGGGAGGUGGGAAAGCAACCACCAAAGUCGCCAUGUUGGGUUUGAUUGAGAAGAUGACGGGUUGUGCUGCUAUUACAGGCUAUGAUGUGUACGUGGAAGACAACGGACGAUUGAGGUUUUGGAUCUCUUUGAAAGCGCUCGGUGUGCUAGGUAUAUGGAUCUCGGACCUGCAGGACAGAACUGUAGGAGAUGGGUUCAUGGUUCUGAUUUAUGGCAAACCGAUUCCGGCUGAAUGUGUUCAGAAGAAUGGCAACGUCCUGAAAAUUGACGUCGAGAAGGCAUGGAAGGAGAGUGGAGAGGAUGUCGGUUGGGGCAAUGAGAUCACCAUGGAGAUUUUCAUGCACUGAGCCCAGUAAUGUUGAUGAAAACACAAGGUUUGAGGGGAGACAGAAGAAAAGGGGAAGAAACGC
Messenger RNA from Sphaerulina musiva SO2202, 2998 nucleotides. Its product is annotated as glycoside hydrolase family 36 protein. Bases 227 to 2935 code for a protein of 902 amino acids. Lineage: Eukaryota; Fungi; Ascomycota; Dothideomycetes; Mycosphaerellales; Mycosphaerellaceae. The record is from RefSeq and is a predicted model, not a curated record. The transcript has a single exon.